Messenger RNA from Penicillium pulvis, 1740 nucleotides. RefSeq names its product CAIB/BAIF family enzyme. Gene Ontology annotation, molecular function: catalytic activity. The coding region runs from base 1 to 1740 and encodes 579 amino acids. The record is from RefSeq and is a predicted model, not a curated record. NCBI's taxonomy places the organism in Eukaryota, Fungi, Ascomycota, Eurotiomycetes, Eurotiales, Aspergillaceae. The transcript is spliced from 4 exons.
AUGGCAAACGAUCGCUCAAGCAACGCUUCGCCGUAUUCACCCGUUCUCGAGACGAGUCGCAUCUUCUCCAGUCUUUGUGACCAGUCUGAGAGACUCAGUUUACCCGAAGAAGUGCUCGCCAACAAAGACAAAGUCUCAUUUUCAACCAGUCACAAUGAAAUUUACUUCCCAAUUCCUUUCAAGGAGACUGAGACCCUUGCCGCACUGAAAGGUGUCGAGGGCUCUGUGGCCGCAGCCCUUGCCGAUCUGCGAUUUGGAGCUACCGAACAGUCGCGUAGUGUGCAGGUCAGCCUGGAAGCGGCCACGGCCUUCGGAUGUCAGGCGUACAUGGCCAAGAUCGAUGGAUUGUCAAAGUUGGAUCCUAAUGUUAAAUCCAAGUUGAAAGACACGGAUCUGUUGGCUGCGCAGUCGAACGGAUACCGUCGCAUGUCGGCGAAUCUGUAUAAAACCAAGAAUCCAGGGGAGUUCUACCAUAUCCAUGGCUCUCUCGAGGCUACCACAACAUUAAACAUGAUCGGUCUCGAGGGCCACCGUCCCGACUUGACAGACUAUGAAGAGAUCAUUAAGGUUAUUGAGGCUCAGGUUCAGAAGUACACUGUUCCUGAGCUGGAGGCAAUGAAUAAAGAGCGCCGCCAAGCGGGUGUUCCAGCACUCAAAUAUGAAGACUUCAUCAAAACCCCACAUGGAGCACUCAAUGUUGAAGAACCACCAUGGAAGGUUGCCAAGCUUCAAGGAGAUAUUGCCCCGACUCCGUUCCCGGCCGCUCGACCUGGCAGCAAGAGGAUCCUCGAGGGCGUGAAGGUGCUUGAGAUGUGCCGCAUCAUUGCAGGUCCAACCGUCGCCCGCAUUCUAGCCGAAUACGGCGCCGAUGUGCUGAAAAUCACCAGCCCCAACUUGUCUGACGUACCCUUCUUCCAGGUCGACGGAAACAUGGGCAAACGCGCCGCAGACCUGGAUCUGAAAACCGAGGCCGGUCGCGCAGAGUUCGAAAAGCUCUUGGAGGACGUUGAUGUGAUCGUCGACGGGUACCGACCAGGCGCUCUGGAGAAGCUGGGUUACGGCCCGAAGGCCAUGGCGGCCCUUGCCGAGAAGCGCGGAAAGGGAAUUGUCUUCGUGAACGAGAACUGUUUCGGCUAUGAAGGUGAAUGGGCCGGACGGGCUGGAUGGCAACAAAUUGCCGACUGCGUAACUGGUGUCGCUUGGGCCCAAGGCAAAUUCAUGGGUCGUGACACACCUGCCGUUCCCCCUUUCCCCAUCUCCGACUACGGAACUGGAUGUAUGGGCGCCAUUGCCGCGCUGACCGGUCUCUACCACCGCGCCAAGACCGGUGGUUCAUACCACGGCCAGGCUUCCCUCAUGCACUACGAUCUUCUGCUCUUUGCAGUGGGUCAGUACUCUGAUGAAGUGCAAGAGAAACUUCGUUCUGCCCAGCCAGCAGAGUUCUUCCAGCUUCGUCACUGCGAUAGUGUUGAUCGCAUUUCCUCGACUGUCCUCAAGGGGAUGCAAAAGCGGUUCCCGCACUUGUAUUUGGAUCCGGGGGUUGAGUCUGAAGGUCGCCAUCCGCUGACCGAGAGCUGGUUCUCCAAGGCUUAUGGUACUGAUAUUGAGGUUGUCAAGCCUAUUACUGUUGUGCAAGGUGUGGAUAAUCAGUUUAUCAGGGCCAGUCGGCCCAAUGGGUCAGAUCGGGCUACCUGGGAAGAUUUCGGGAAUGAGGAAGAAGGUGAUUUUAAGAAAUGUUGA